AUGGAAAUAAAAGUUUCUUACAAGAAGCAAUCGGGAAAUUUAAAUUUAUUAGAUGAUAGAUUAGAGUUUAGUAGUCAGAAUAGCUUCAAUUUGAACUAUAGUAGAUUACUUACAUUGUUUGCUAGUAAACAAGGAUCAACGCCAGUCAGGCUCAAAUUAGAUCUUUCAGACCCACAACAGUCUAUCACUUUUACUUUUAUACAUCCCACUCAUGCCUUAUCACAAAGGGAACACGUUAAGGAUAGACUAUCGAACGCUAUAGCAAGCAAUAGGGCUAGUUCAUCAAGGCAGGUUGAAUCUCAGCUUACUUCCACCACACCUACGACACGUUCUUCUACACCUGGUUUGGGAUUAUCUAAGGACGAUUUAGAAAUACGCAAAAAAGUACUUAUUAAAGAUCCACAGUUGGCGAAAUUACAUAAAGAUUUAGUUAUCGCAGGUAUAAUUGAUGAGAAUGAGUUCUGGCAGGGUAGACAGCAGCUAUUGCUGCUUGAACAUCUAUCACAAUCACAGAAACCAGGUAAAUCUUCGACAUUGGUAGAUCCACGACCAACAUCAUCACAACCUGGUGAAUUCACAAUUACAAUUACACCACAAUUGGUCCAUGAUAUCUUUCAAGAAUACCCCGUAGUACAAAAAGCAUACGUUGAGAACGUACCAAAUCCAUUGAACGAUAAUGAUUUCUGGAUUCGUUACUUUCAUUCACAUCUUUUUGCUAGACAUAGAGCUAGUUCAAGACAAGACGCGAAUGAAGCGCGUAAUGACCCAAUUUUUGAUCAAUAUUUAGAAGAAGCAGAUGAUGGAGUUGAACCAAAGCAUAAGCAGAGAGGUGUAUAUGAUAAAUUAAUAGAUCUCGGUAGCACACAAGAGGAUCACAAAGAGACUGGUAAUGCUUUGGAUAUUACAAUGCAAGCGGGUAAAGUUAAAGCUGCUUUACCACUCAUGAGAAGAUUUAACGAGCAUUCCAUGAGGUUGUUAAGUACGACUGUUGGUGAUGAAGAGGGUGCUCAUGAUAAUGAUUAUAAUAAUCAAAUCACUAUUGAUGAUCUUCAAGAACACCAAUUACCUCAACCUAUACGACUCAAUAUGCAAAACAGUGAACAAUAUUACACCUCUAAUAUAGUGACGACAGGCGAUUACCAGCAAUCUUCACAAUUGGAUAGCAAAACAAUCUGGGAUGAUAUAAAGAACAACCUCGACGAAUGGGAUGUUGUCAUCACAUUGGAAGACAUCAAAGACACAAAAGACGCCCAAACGGAAGUUGAGAAGAUUUUAUCUGCUAAUGCAGAAAUUGCAUACAAUGACAUAAACUCUAAUGAAAUAUCAAAUAGUGAUAUAAUGAAAGCAGCUAUAAAUUGUCAUACAGCUGCAACAGAAUUUUUGAGAUUAUAUUGGACAACAGUAUUGAGUUAUCCGAUUGACAUCCCAAAAGUAAACAAAAUGAUAGAUUAUAUAAACAAAACACCGCAGAAAGUCGACGCGAUUGUCAGAUCUGCGUCUGCUAUGAAUCAAGGAGACUUGAUCAGACAGGCGUUGCAACCUGUAAUGAAUGGUGUAACGAAAGUGAAAGAAUAUGAACGUAAUAGAGCUAAUUAAU
Molecule: messenger RNA, 1597 nt
Organism: Wallemia mellicola CBS 633.66
Lineage: Eukaryota; Fungi; Basidiomycota; Wallemiomycetes; Wallemiales; Wallemiaceae
Exons: 2
Coding region: 1-1596 (531 amino acids)
Biological process (GO): transcription by RNA polymerase II; nucleotide-excision repair; transcription by RNA polymerase I
Cellular component (GO): transcription factor TFIIH core complex; transcription factor TFIIH holo complex
Source: RefSeq, a predicted model, not a curated record